AUGUACAAAAAACUUCUGAAAAUUGUUCAAAAUACAAAUGCACAAACAGAACAGCCAAGUAAUUCUUACAAAGAUGAACUUCCAACUACCUCACGGCGUGUUCAGGCAAACUGCUCUACGAGCAACGAAAACAUUUUAUUGCGCACAGCUUUAAUGCAAAUAGAGCAUCAAGGCGAAAUUUUCACGAUAAGAGCUUUAAUAGAUCCAGGCUCUCAAAGAACAUUCAUAACAGAAAGAAUAAGAAUUCGGUUACAGUUGCCUUAUAGAAAUUCACAUUUUGAAAUUAUUGGAAUAGGAGGUCAAAAACAAUCAGCUAAAAAAGAGUGUGAUUUUACAUUAUUUGCAAGAAAAUACAAUCUGAGAGUCCCAAUUAAGGCAAUUGUUUUAUCAAAUGUUACUAAAACACUUCCAGCGGUUACGUUUAAUGUCCCAUAUUCAGCAGAACUUAGAAAAUUGGAUUUAGCAGACCCGAAUUUUAAUAAAUCUUCCCAAAUUGAUCUUAUUCUUGGCAAUGAUUAUGAAAAUUGUCUAAACCUCGAAGGGAUAAAGAAAAAUAUAUGUGGCCAAACAUCAGCGUACAAAACUAUAUUUGGAUGGGUGCUUAGUGGACCGAUGAAAACGGAAACUGUUCAAACAUUCACAACUGCUGUUACUUCAUCAGAAUCUUCAGAAAUCAGCACACUAUUGAAGAAAUUUUGGGAGCAAGAGGAAAUACCAAAAACUCGACUUAAAUCCGAAGAAGAUGAUUUUGUUGAACAAUUCUACACUAAAACAACUACUCGAAACAAAGAUGGACGAUAUAUGGUAAGGCUACCAUUCAAAAGGGAAUAUCCCGAAUCGGUUUUCUUAGGAUCAUCUAGAUUCAUCGCACUUGCUCAAUAUGCCAGUAUGGACAAAACUUUAGGAAAGAAUAAAGAAUUGCAAGCUGAAUAUAAAGCUGUUUUGGAUGAGUAUUUAACUCUCGAUCAUAUGGAAGAAACAACCCCAAACGAAAUCAAUUCUGAAGGUAAACAUAGCUCUUUCUAUUUGCCCCAUCACGCGGUUGUGCGACCAGAACAUAAAACUACAAAGGUAAGAAUUGUGUUCAAUGCCUCUAGGAAAACCAAAUCCAAAUCCAAAUUUUAA
Calliphora vicina (urban bluebottle blowfly) is the source of this 1125-nucleotide messenger RNA. RefSeq lists its product as uncharacterized. Bases 1 to 1125 code for a protein of 374 amino acids. Lineage: Eukaryota; Metazoa; Arthropoda; Insecta; Diptera; Calliphoridae. The record is from RefSeq and is a predicted model, not a curated record. Gene Ontology annotation, biological process: proteolysis. Gene Ontology annotation, molecular function: aspartic-type endopeptidase activity. The transcript has a single exon.